This is a messenger RNA of Cladophialophora immunda, 1509 nucleotides long. RefSeq lists its product as uncharacterized. Lineage: Eukaryota; Fungi; Ascomycota; Eurotiomycetes; Chaetothyriales; Herpotrichiellaceae. Bases 1 to 1509 code for a protein of 502 amino acids. The transcript has 6 exons. Gene Ontology annotation, biological process: transmembrane transport; carbohydrate transport. Gene Ontology annotation, cellular component: membrane. Gene Ontology annotation, molecular function: carbohydrate:proton symporter activity. The record is from RefSeq and is a predicted model, not a curated record.
AUGGAGACGUGGAGUUGGUACAAUAUGUACCUGGUGUGGUUGGCUGGGUUCGGUAUCUUUGCGAGCGCAUACAAUAUGGCCGUCAUAUCGAGCACGUUGGGGCAGCCGACGUUCUAUUCCUACCUGGGCUUGACCAUGGGGACGUCCCACACCACCUCCGUCACCUCGACCGCCAACGCGUUGUAUUUCCUCGGUUCUUUCGUCAGUUGCUGCGUCAUCACCGCCAUUGGAGACCGGGUCGGGCGGAAGAAGACAAUCUGGAUCUCCCUGUCCUUCAUCAUCCUCGGCAGCGCGUUGCAGACGGGGACUCGCACCGUGGCAAUGUACCAGGUCUCCCGCGUCAUCACGGGCAUGGGCACCGGCUCGCUUUUCUCGACUGUGCCCGUGUACCAGUCGGAGAUCUCGCCGCCGCACUUUCGCGGCUUCCUGGUCGGCCAGGCCGGAGUAUUCUCCGCCGGCGGCUAUUCCCUGGCGUCUUGGGUUGGUUAUGGCUGCUACUUUGCCAGCGACAAGGGCACCUUUGGCUUUCGCUUUCCGAUAUCCGUCGGCUGCAUGCUCGCUGUGGUGAUGCUCGGGCUGUCAUUCAUCCUCCCUGAAUCGCCUCGCUGGCUAAUUGAACACGGCCACGAAGAUGAAGGGAUCCGGCUUCUUUCUCGGCUCCAUCCAGAUCGCGACUCGGCCAACAGUGACCACUUUGCCAGACUGGAAUCGAUUGAAAUCAAGAAACAGUAUGAGCUCGACCAGUCAAUCCGGCAGCGGGAAGGGAAAUUCGGGAUCAUCACCCGCAAGUCGAACCUGAAACGCCUGUUCUUCUCAUGCUUCAUUCUCUGGAGCUCGCAGGCGAUGGGCAUCCUGGUCAUCAACAACUACAGUGUGCAGCUGUACAAUGCCCUUGGGUACACAGGCAGCCGCGCUCUUCUGUUGGGAGCUGGGUGGAUCUCGGUCACGAUCCCGUUCAAUGCCGUCGCGCCGUUCUUGAUCGAUCGUCUGGGAAGAAAGACCAUGUUCCUGAUCGGCUCGUUUCUGCUGUGUGUCUGCGUCGCGGGAGAAGGGGCAUUGCUGAAGAAGUUCACCGACACGGGCAACGAUGCCUAUGCUCGUGGGGCCAUUUUCUUCCUCUACUUCUUUGCCUUUAGCUACGGAACCUUCAUCGACGCCGCGUCUUGGGUAUACGCGGCGGAGAUCUGGCCCAACCACAACCGCGGCAUGGGCAACGGCAUCGCCUUCGCCGCGGCGUACGCGUCGACUAUCUGCUGGACGCAGUCGGCCCCGAUCGGCUUCGAGAACAUCGGCUGGAAGUUCUACAUGGUCUUCGUGGCCAACGCGAUCCUGUGCUUCCUGGUCGUCCUCUUCCUCUAUCCCGAGACACGCAAUCUGCCACUGGAAGAGAUCCCGAAACUCUUCGGCGACGAGAUCGCGUACGAGGACAUUCAUCUCGCGGACACGGCGGGCGACAAGGUCGAAGAGCCCGAGGUGCUGACGGAGCAGCCAAAGGCGCUCGACGCAUAG